Eimeria acervulina is the source of this 1285-nucleotide messenger RNA. RefSeq lists its product as hypothetical. The transcript has 3 exons. The record is from RefSeq and is a predicted model, not a curated record. Lineage: Eukaryota; Apicomplexa; Conoidasida; Eucoccidiorida; Eimeriidae. The annotation marks the transcript as partial.
UGCUGAGGCUCCCAGACCUGCUUCACCAGCAGCAAACGGUGCUGAGGCUCCCAGACCUGCACCAGCAACAGAAGUUGCUGAGGUUCCCAGACCUGCUGCACCGGCAACAAAAGAUGUUGAGACUCCCAGAUCUGCACCGGCAACAGAAGAUGUUGAGGCUCCCAGAUCUGCACCGGCAACAGAAGAUGUUGAGGCUCCCGGACCUCCACCGGCAACAGAAGAUGUUGAGGCUCCCGGACCUCCACCGGCAACAAAGGAUGUUGAGGCUCCCGGACCUCCACCGGCAAUUGAGCAUGCAGGAGAGGGUCCAUCUGGUUCAUUUGAAGCUCGCGAGUCGGAAGAUGCAGGAGAGGGUCCUUCUGGGGUACUUGGAAGUAGCGUGUUGUAUCUGCCAGGAAGACAAGCAUCACAUGGUCCUGGUACUAGCAGUGAAAGCGCAAUAAAGGCUCUGUUGACCGCUCGUCCCAAGAGGAGCAACAGCGCAGCAAAGGAGGCACUGCGCGGCCUUGACACUGAAAGUCACCCUUUCUAUCGCACGCCUUCGACGGGUGGCCGGAAACCCAGGAGACCUGUUCUCCGAGAUUUGUCUCUUCUAAGUAGUGAUGGAACGAAACUACAUGCACCAAUUUUGCUCGAUUUGCGCGAAAAGUUUACCAAGCCUGUACUAGACGAGUGGGACCUCGACUUCUUGCUCUCUCUGGCGGAACGUCUUGCUGCUAAUAUAUAUUACUUCGAGGAAACGGCUCUGCCCAAACUGCCCUGCAAACUCGUCGCGGAAGACAAGCAUCACAUGGUCCUGCCUGUACUAGACGAGUGGGACCUCGACUUCUUGCUCUCUCUGGCGGAACGUCUUGCUGCUAAUAUAUAUUACUUCGAGGAAACGGCUCUGCCCAAACUGCCCUGCAAACUCGUCGCGGUGCUGGGCAGGCGAUAUUUGCUCCUUGACGCCUUUGUAACCGUCCUAGGCGUACUUGGAGAGACGACGAGAGACGACUGGUGGAGAUCACUUGUUGGAGGCAUGCCAACUGAUUUCAGGCUUCCGAUUCCACGCAGAAGAAUGACAGGACGGGAUUUAUUUACGCGCGACCUACUUCUAGACUUAGGGGAUGCCAUAGACAGUUUGAAGAGAGGCAUGCGCCCUUGUAGCCUCGACACCGUCCAUAUUAAACAACGGCUGUUCUGCAGUGGGCUUGCUCCUCCAGCUUUUAAGUCGCCCACUUUCGAUCCCUGGAGAGAAGAUGACAAAUUGUUUUGGAGUGGUCUUUCGACUCCCAAGCCACGGUAG